Myripristis murdjan (pinecone soldierfish) is the source of this 1334-nucleotide messenger RNA. It is a transcript of the gene psmc3ip, whose product is annotated as PSMC3 interacting protein. Gene Ontology annotation, biological process: meiotic joint molecule formation; meiotic strand invasion involved in reciprocal meiotic recombination; homologous chromosome pairing at meiosis. Gene Ontology annotation, molecular function: recombinase activator activity; double-stranded DNA binding. Bases 119 to 757 code for a protein of 212 amino acids. Gene Ontology annotation, cellular component: DNA recombinase auxiliary factor complex; condensed nuclear chromosome. NCBI's taxonomy places the organism in Eukaryota, Metazoa, Chordata, Actinopteri, Holocentriformes, Holocentridae. The record is from RefSeq and is a predicted model, not a curated record. The transcript is spliced from 8 exons.
CGUGCUACACCACAGAGUGACACCUCUUUCUCCAACAUAAAAGAUCUUUUCCGUGACGCAUUUUCCGCGCGAAAGUCUGCUAAGUUUGGAAACCAACUUCGAGACAAAGUUGACAGAAAUGAGUAAGAAAGACAACGGCGCCACACUCAUCCUUGCCUAUUUGAAUGAGAAGAACCGUCCCUACAGCGCUCAGGAUGUCUUCUGUAAUUUACAAAAGCAGCAUGGGCUGGGCAAAACGGCGGUGGUCAAAGCCAUGGAGCAGCUGGCUGUGGAGGGCAAGAUCAAAGAGAAGAUAUAUGGCAAGCAAAAAAUCUAUUUCCCCGAUCAGUCUCAGUUCAAAGAUGUGAAUGAUGCAGACCUGAAGGCGAUGGACGGUCAGAUCUCAGAGCUCAGCACAGAGGUGCAGUCCAUCACGCAGAGCUGCAGAGAGCUGGACACAGAGCUGAAGGAGCUCAGCAGCUCCCUGACGACAGAGGAAGUUGCGUCGCAGAUCAAGGAGCUGAAAGCGGAGUGCUCUGGGUACAGAGAGCGCCUGGAGAAGAUCAAGUCGGCCACCAACCACGUGACGCCAGAGGAGAAAGAAAAGGUUUACAAAGAGCACAACACUUACGUGAAAGAGUGGAAAAAGAGGAAGCGAUUGGCAUCUGACAUGAUGAAUGCAAUUCUGGAGGGUUAUCCGAAGAGCAAGAAGCAGUUCCUGGAAGAAGUUGGGGUGGAGACUGAUGAGGACUGUAAGGUGGCUGUACCAAAUACUUGACAGAACAAGAAAAUACUUGUUUUUAGCUGGUGUGUCAGUGUAAGUCAAGGCAGCACUAUACUGAGGAAACAGAGGACAUGUUUGAACUAUCUAUAAGCCAGAGUAAACACUUUUAUUUAUAGAUUUAAAGGCUUUUUUUUUUAACAUACAUCUUUAAUAAAAGUCAAGACUUGGAAAAAAACAAUGCAUUUAUUGUAGCUGAGAGUAUAUUUAUACAAAAAUAGCUCAAUCACCAUAUGUUGACUGUGUCUGCAAGACAAUAACACAUAACAAAAUUAGACAGCACUGAGAGAUGCUAGCCAUCUCACAGAAAUAUUACCUAUUCAAAAUUUCCCUUUUUAAAGCCUGAACAUAAAAUCAAUGUCCUGAGCGCACAGUAAAUAUCUCAGUGAAUUAUUCAUUAUACCUUUGACAGAUUUACAUUCUGUGUUGUUCUGCUUACAGUUUGUAUGUGCCACUGAUGAACACUCAGCUGGAACUGCUUAAAUCUGCCUUGGCCAGUGAUUGAAAACUGCACUUACUGUAUUGUACAUGUACAAAAACUAUGAACAGUCGUUAACAAAUUUCAGUUACUUGA